Molecule: messenger RNA, 1172 nt
Organism: Dioscorea cayenensis subsp. rotundata (Guinea yam)
Lineage: Eukaryota; Viridiplantae; Streptophyta; Magnoliopsida; Dioscoreales; Dioscoreaceae
Product: protein WHAT'S THIS FACTOR 9, mitochondrial
Exons: 1
Coding region: 31-1146 (371 amino acids)
Molecular function (GO): RNA binding
Source: RefSeq, a predicted model, not a curated record
UCUGACCCUGAGUCAACCCCGUUUGACAAGAUGAUGCCGUGGUUGAUCGGGCGGAGCCGUCACCGUCCUCUCCGGCCGGCGGUCGAGCUCCAGCGUGCCACGCUCGUCAACGUUAAGCUCAAGUGGACUAAGGAUCGCACGCUGGAUUCCGUCGUUUCCCGAGAGCGCCACCUCCGCCCCGUCCUUCAUCUGAUUGAGCGCAUCUCCGCCGACUCUAGUGGCCAAUCCCCUGCUCAGGAACUCUCGCCGCGCCGCCACCACUCGGAGGUCUCCACCUUCAUGAGGCGUUUUCCUAGCGUCUUCUAUGAGACCUUCUCCUCGCGCACCGGUGGCCCCUGGUUCGCCCUAACUAAUGCUGCUUGCCUCCUUCGCCAGCGCGAACUGCGGCUUCUUUGCCAGAUGGAAUCCGAUUUCGUCGACCGUCUACGACGGCUUCUGAUGAUGAGCGUUGAUCGCGCCCUCCCACUCGGCACCAUCGAUCAACUUAGAUGGGACAUGGGCCUGCCGUCUUGCUACCAGCGAAGCCUGGUGCCCCGCUAUCCGACUUUCUUCGACCUCAUCCAGCCUCCCGGCGAUGAGCGCGUCUGGAUGAAGCUCGUGUCUUGGGACACACGACUCGCGGUCUCGGAGCUCCAGAGGAGCAGGGCCGCACAAGUAAGCGAAGAAGGAGAAGAAAAGUGUUUGGCGUUUCCGGUGCGGUUCCCGAGGGGUUUCGGUCUGAAAAAGAAGUGCAUGGAAUGGCUCCACGAGUGGCAGACUCUGCCAUACACCAGCCCGUACGCGGACGCUUCGGGGCUCGAUCCCCGGACCGACGUCUCCGAGAAGAGGAACGUUGGUGUGUUUCACGAGCUCCUCCACCUUACGCUGGGGAAGAAGACGGAGCGAAAGAACGUGAGCAACCUACGCAAGGCGCUGUCAUUGCCUCAGAAGUUCACCAAAGUGUUCGAGCGUCACCCAGGCAUCUUCUAUUUGUCCCAGAAGAUGGGCACUCAGACCGUGGUCCUCCGUGAAGCCUAUGGUGCUGGUCGGGAGCUCCUCUACAAACAUCCGCUUAUUGAUAUCAGAGACGAGUACCUUGCCCUCAUGAAGGAUUCAUGGACAACAAGGAGAAGUGACGAACGAGCUGAUGAAUGUACCUGCGUCUAGUCCUAACUGACGACCUUCUCAUGGUC